Molecule: messenger RNA, 477 nt
Organism: Cooperia oncophora
Lineage: Eukaryota; Metazoa; Nematoda; Chromadorea; Rhabditida; Trichostrongylidae
Source: the annotation of a GenBank genome assembly
AUGGUUUCUGCAGCGACGCCCCGGGGUCGCGUAUCGUUGCGAGCACGAAGGACGAGGAGCUCCAUCCAGCAUAGUGCUCUUGCCGAAGCUGGUGAUGUUGGCGUCGCUCCAGUACAUGUUCGCUCUUUCCAAAACCUUUCGACUUCGCCGUUGCCCGAACUUGAACAUAUGCAAGAACCAGGAUGUUCAAGCACACCUAUCCUGAAAUGUGGCCCUCAGGCACAAUCUACUCCUCUCACGGAGAGAUUUGGUGGUUCGAUUACGAAUAAGUCUCAAUCGAGUACAAGGGACAGCUUUGAUGACCUCAACGAUUGCGUUCUGCCAGUAAUUCCACCUAGUCAUUCACCUACUCGUAGAUCAAAAGAGGAGAAAUCAGAUUCAACUCGUGAAGGCCACAAUGAUUCGUGCGGGUCGAUGGCCACAUUGGCGGAAGGAGCGCCUCUUCAGUGCACUACUGUACGUUUUCCGCCUUCGUGA